CAAAUUCAUAGCAACCAAACAAAGAUCGAAGCUUCGCCCCGAGCGCGAUAUAUACAUAUAUAUAUAUAUAGAGAGAGAGAGAGAGAGAUUCAUCGCCCGUCCAAAACCCCCAAGAAAACCCUAGGUUCCUCAUCUCUCUCUCUUCUCUCUUUAUUUGCAGUUGGCUGUUUGGUCCUCAGGUUGAUGUCUAUGACCUGAUCUCUGGAUACAUUCUCAGGGCAGUGUGAUGGAUGCUUAUACUUAAUGUGAGGUUGGGGCGUUUUUCCUUUUACUCUUUUCCAUUCAGCCGAUACCAUUGGUUUCGGUUAAGCAGAAGCAAAGGUGGAGGGACAGGAGAAGGGAGAUGGGGGAGGAAGAGGGGAUAGUAAAGGGGUGUUAGGGCUCAGUCAACAGCGAGAAGGCCAUCAUCAACCAGCGUCAAAGAGGAGGAGCUUCCCUGCAAUUGUGCCUUGCCAAUAAGUUUUCUGGAUUGAUCAACGAUGAAGCUACUAGCUGCUAGUUGGAAAGGACAAGAUCCCCUUUUGUACAUUUCUACUGGUCCAGAUAUUCGAAUAAUGAAUGAAAGACCAGAAGAUUGGAUCCAGAAAGCACUUCCGGCAGGGUUGAUGGUUGUGUGGCCCUCAAGCUGGAAGUAGGAAAUCAAUCUUGGCAUGACUGAUGACUUAGUCUCCUUCUCCUCUUUGACUCAACCACCUGCUCCUCAGAUUGCCAAAAAGGCGGGCAAACUGAGAAGGACCAGCAAUCUCAUAGCCAGACUGACCUUUAUUCGGAGAUCAGCCAAGUGUAAUUGGCUAUUGUCAUCGAUGCUUCAUCAUUAUUUAGGACACCCGAGGAACAACUUUCACAUGCAGAUCAAUCAUAAUUGAGGAAUUAAAUCGUGACCAGAAUAUGCUACCUUCUUUUUAUGGCAUUCUAUUAAAGCAAUAGUUUCUUUAUGAUCCCAAGGAAACCCGGAACUGCCCAACUUGGAGGUGAUCCUACAUCUAGGGAUUUCUAUUCUAACUAAAGGCAGUUCAAAACUCAAUUUGAUUAAAUUCUUUAGUUGCAGUCUGAAGAAAACAUGUUCCCUUGGUUGGAUCUGCUGAUCCUUGACUUCAGAAUCAUGGAUUUGGAAGAUAAAUUUCUUGCUAAAGUAGGUAUGUUUUUGCCACCAGUUUCUGGCAUUCAAAGUCUUUCUUCCAGUGUACAAAGCACCCCAGAGAAAAAUGGACACGUAGAUGAUGCUUCGAGAAGUCCAGAACUUUUACAAGAAUUUCUGAAAUCAGGUACCAAAAAGGACCUCUCAGGGGUUUGUGUUGAUAAGGAAAAGAAAUACACAGCUUCAUCUAAAUGCAAAAUGACUGAACAAUCUCCAAAGACUAAAAAGAAAAAUUUGAAGGAUCAACCUUCUUCCAGAAAACAUCAGAGAAAGGGGGAAAACCCUAUUCGAAUUCCACCAGUUUCAGAGCAAAACUUUAAUGUUAGGCAUUCAAAUGCUUGGAUCUGUAAGAAUGCUGCAUGCAGAGCCACUCUGUCUACAGAUGACACUUUCUGCAAGAGGUGUUCUUGUUGUAUAUGUCACUUGUUUGAUGACAACAAGGAUCCCAGUCUCUGGUUGGUAUGUGCAUCUGAAUCUGGUAACGAAGACUCCUGUGGUUUAUCCUGUCACAUAGAGUGCGCAGUCCAACGGGAGAAGGUGGGUGUUGUUAAUCUGGGGCAAUUGAUGCAACUGGAUGGUAGUUAUUGCUGUCCAUCCUGCGGUAAAGUUUCAGGGAUACUUGGUUGUUGGAAGAAGCAAUUGAAUAUAGCAAGGGAUGCUCGAAGGGUUGAUGUUCUAUGUUACAGGAUAUUCCUGAGUUACAGGCUCCUGGAUGGGACUUCCCGGUUUAAAGAACUGCAUGAAAUUGUUAAAGAUGCCAAGGCCAAAUUAGAAACAGAGGUGGGCCCAGUCAACGGAGUCUCAGCCAAGAUGGCACGGGGAAUUGUCAGUAGACUUUCUAUUGCAGGUGAAAUGCAAAGGCUAUGCUCUCUUGCAAUUCAGAAAGCAGAUGAAUGGUUGGUUGCUGUUUCAAAUGCAAACCCCAACUGCGGAGAAGGCUCACUUCCUGCCGCUUGCAGAUUCCACUUUGAAGAAGUGACAUCUUCUUCAGUUGUGAUUGUUUUGAUAGAAUUGCCUACUGCCUCAAGUGAUGAUAUUAAGGGAUACAAGCUCUGGUAUUGUAAGAGUAGAGAUGAAACACACCCUAAAGAGCCUAUUUCCAUUUUUUCCAGAGCACAGAGAAGGAUGUUGAUAUCCAAUUUGCAACCCUGCACAGAGUACUCAUUUCGGAUAAUUUCUUACACACAAGCUGGUGACUUGGGACAUUCUGAGGCAAAGUGUUUCACCAAGAGUGUGGAGAUACUUCACAAGAAUCCCACCUCAACUGCAGUAAACCAUAAAAAGGAGAAGCCCCAAACUGGAGGAAGUUCUGAUGUCACCAGGGAGCCUAAGACUACAGCAGCUGUUGGAUCUUCUUCUGGUUUCAAGGUCCGAGACCUUGGGAAGGUACUGCGCCUGGCUUGGGCUCAAGAACAAGGCUGCUUUGAGGAUUAUUUAUCUGGCAUAGAUAUAGAGGAAUGCUGUGGAGUUAAUGUGAUUAAUCCCGCUGAAACUGCCAAAGAUCAGUUGCCAUCUUUUUCACAUGGGCUCGACUUAAAUGUUGCUUCGGUGCCUGAUCUAAAUGAAGACCUAACUCCUCAUUUUGAAUCCUCCAGGGAUGAAGACAACGGAUGCACUUUGGGUCAGGCUGUUGAGGCCGAUGAUGAUGCUGUUUCCCAUGAUAUUGGGAAGAGUAGUCUAGCAAGAUCUCAUGGCAGUGGUGACUCCCAUAAUUGGACCCAAGGGGGCACCGGUGGAGAAGUCCCUGCUGUUAACUCCCGGGGGGAACCAUGCAGGAAGAGGGCAAUAAGUGCAAAUGAAGAGACACAUGAAUGUAACAGCACUCUUGUAAACGGGUCACCAUUCAGAAUAUCCAAUGGGUUGGGGUGCUUGGAUGAGAAUUUUGAGUACUGUGUGAAAAUCAUUCGGUGGCUGGAAUGUGAAGGUCAUAUUAAACAGGAAUUCAGGAUGAAGUUGUUAACAUGGUUUAGCUUGAGGUCAACUGGGCAAGAACGCAGGGUGGUCAACACCUUCAUUCAAACUUUGAUAGAUGAUCCAAGUAGCUUAGCAGCACAAUUGGUUGAUUCCUUUUCAGAUAUCGUAUCCAGCAAGAGGCCAAGGAAUGGUUUCUGUAGUAAACUGUGGCAUUGACCGUGGAGAAGACAUUCUGGCAGAAAGGAUUGCUCGUUAAGUUAAAAUCUUUGUCUUGAACCUCGACAAGUUAGUGCUGGUUUGGUUAUCUUGCCAAUUAUUUGUACAGGCAUUUCUUAAUCACACCAUUGGAGGUGAUUCAUCUGUUCAAUUAGAUGAUUUUGAUUGCUUUGAUGAGAAGCAGUGAUGUUGAAAUCUAGUACAUUUAGAUUAGGAGACUGUAUUCGUUGCCAUCAAUUAUAUGUAGACCGGUGACUGAAUGAUCUGCAGUGCACUGUACCGUUCCUGCUUAUCCUUAAUUUAUAUGCGUAUUAUCAAUUUUAAACAUAGACAGAAGUUUCAAGUUUGA
Molecule: messenger RNA, 3617 nt
Organism: Diospyros lotus (date-plum)
Lineage: Eukaryota; Viridiplantae; Streptophyta; Magnoliopsida; Ericales; Ebenaceae
Product: VIN3-like protein 1
Exons: 8
Coding region: 1061-3268 (735 amino acids)
Biological process (GO): vernalization response; epigenetic regulation of gene expression
Molecular function (GO): protein binding
Source: RefSeq, a predicted model, not a curated record